Messenger RNA from Rubroshorea leprosula, 2108 nucleotides. The record is from the annotation of a GenBank genome assembly. Lineage: Eukaryota; Viridiplantae; Streptophyta; Magnoliopsida; Malvales; Dipterocarpaceae.
CUUGGAAGUUCCCAUAUGGACAAUGUUUACUGCACUUUCUUGGUUUCUUACAAUCUUAUUUUGAAUUGUUUUGUCCUCUCCAUAUUUUCCACAUAAAGACGUGGGCAUCCUUUGAUUUUCCAAGCUCCCUUUUUUCCGUUCCUGCUCUAUAAAGAAGCGCAGUAGCCUAGUAUAUUCCCAAUACUUAGCAGCUGGACUUCAUCGCCUUCAGCAGGUCUUCACAGAAACAGAAAGAGGAAUAAGAGACCUUUUGGAGCUCUAGGUUAAAGUGGGUACAAGAGCUUAGAAAGCGAAUGGGUCUUUCUCUUUCUUCUCUGUUAUCUCCAUGGAAUGAAAUCCUGAGAAAUAAAAUUUUCAAUUCAAUUUACAUUGUAGACAAGGCUAUCCUGAGGUCCAUGAGUCUUGAGAAAGAGGAAACAGAAGUAGAUUUUAGAAUAAAGCGUUUCAAGGAAGAUGAUUCAGACUCCAUUAACAUGUUUGAUGUUUCAGAUGAUACGGUAAUGAAGAGGGAAGGAAGUAAUUCAGUUCAAGAACAAAAGACUGUGAAUUCAGUCUCUUUGAAUGAUAAAGCUCGUGAAACAAUCCAUAUAACAAAACUCAGCAUCAGGCUUCCUGAUCCAGUGAUAAUGUUUUCUCCAAGGCCUGUUAAUGAGCUUGAUGCUGCUGCAACUAGGCUUCAGAAGGUUUACAAGAGUUAUAGGACUAGAAGGAAUCUUGCAGAUUGUGCCGUUGUGGUUGAAGAGCUCUGGUGGAAGACCCUGGAUUCUGCAGCACUCAAACGGUGCUCUAUAUCCUUCUAUGAGGUUGAGAAACAGGAAACUGCCAUGUCACGGUGGUUGCGAGCUCGAACAAGGGCUGCCAAGGUAGGGAAGGGUCUGUCCAAGGAUGAGAAGGCUCAAAAACUAGCUCUUCAACAUUGGCUAGAAGCUAUUGAUCCACGCCAUCGUUAUGGACACAAUUUGCACUUCUAUUAUGAUAUUUGGUCUGAAAGCAGGAGUACUCAACCUUUUUUCUACUGGUUGGAUGUUGGUGAUGGUAAAGAAUUAAAUCUGGAGAAGUGCCCCAGGAUCAAUCUGCAACGUCAAUGUAUUAUAUAUCUUGGACCAAAAGAGAGGGAGGCAUAUGAAGUGAUAGUGGAAAGUGGAAGACUUGUUUACAAGCAAACUGGAAUUCCUCUCAACACUGUUGAGGGAUCUAAGUGGAUUUUUGUGCUGAGCACAUCUAGAGCCUUGUAUGUGGGGCAGAAGAAGAAAGGUGUCUUUCAGCACUCAAGCUUCUUAUCUGGUGGUGCUACGACGGCUGCUGGAAGACUGGUAGCUCAUCAAGGAGUCCUUGAGGCAAUUUGGCCCUACAGUGGUCAUUAUCUUCCAACUGAAGACAACUUCAAGGAAUUCAUUACUUUCCUUGAGGUUUACAAUAUGGACUUGAGCAAUGUUAAGAGAUGUUCAAUAGAUGAUGAUGAAGGCUCAUUCAAAGUGACAGUGGACGGACGCAAGCAAGAGGAGACCAAAAAUAUGUCCACGAUAGCAAAAUCAACAAGCGAAAACGAGGUGGAUGCUAAUGUUUCCAUCCAUGAUGAAUGCAUUGGACCAGAUCAUGAACAAAGUAGCAUAGCUGGCAAUGCAAUCAAUGCUGAACCACCAGCAGUCAACGUGGGAAAGCCUUUGUCGUGCAAGUGGACUAGUGGAGUUGGUCCCCGUAUUGGGUGUGUUAGAGACUACCCGGCUGACCUGCAAUCUCGGGCACUUGAACAAGUCAAUCUAUCUCCAAGGUCCUCCCCUGGCAACUUUGGAAACUCUGAUCCAAUCCCUUCACCACGACCUAGCCCAAAAAUCCGAGUCUCACCCAGGCUUGCAUACAUGGGACUUCCUAGUCCCAGGCUAACAGCUACGGCUACAAUAAAUUGGCAACAUUAGGCACUUCUUGUGCUCAGAAUUUUGCUACAGCAGAUUACAAUGUAAAAUAGGUUAUUAUCAUUCUUUGUUCUUUUAUUCAUGGAUUUUAGCUAUUCUUAGCUAAAUCAUGUUAUUCCCAAAAUGAAGGUGGUAGUUCUGUUUGAAAAUUGUGAAUACGCUGUUGUAUUGAGAUAAUAAAUAACUCAUGAGAAA